AUGACGCGCAGCGAGGAGGACAUCAAACCGUCCGAUGACGUCACCCUGUCGAAUGACGUCACGCGAGCUGAUGACGUCGUCGCCGACGUCGCCACGGUCGGCGUCCCUCCAGAAGCCAUCAACAACAGCUGCUGCAGCACGCUACCCUUCAAACUGUUCAAAUUUGUCAACUUUUUGGUGGGAUCCUCUGUGAAAAGAUGACUUUAUGAAGAUUUUUAGGGUAAAAAGAAAGAUUUCAUCAAAAGAAGGAAAAAUGCAGAGAACGAUACGGCCGCACAGAAGCGUAUCACGUCAGUUUUGAUUUGGAAAGUUAGGCUGUCGGAUUUGGAAAACUAGGCCUUUACGUUUAAACUUUAGUUUUUUGAGUGCAGAAAGGGAUUUUUUGAGGGGGGUGUUACAAAAUAGGGCGUAUAAGUAAGAUUUUACGAAAACAGACCCUCCAUAUUUAAGCUUCAGAUGUGAGUUUUCCGUAUAAAUAUGAAGAUUCUUUUUCAUUUGGAAAGUUAGGCCGCCAGACAAUAUUAUUAAAAAACCUCGAAUAAAAAUUUUUUAAGAAACGCUUUUUUGAUCCAUUUUGAGCAAAGCAUUCGAAAUUUCACAAAAAAAGAGCAUAUUAAUAAUCUAGAAGUUCAAAAAGAGUUCAGAAUCUACAUGGGGUUACGACAGAAACCGAGCAAUUGGCUCCACACACAUCACUACUCGAUUAUCAUGUUUCUACCGUGUUUUCUUCUCAAUCAGUUCAAGCAAUUCGCCAAUUUCGUCUUUCUUCUCCUAACUAUUCUGCGGGUGAGCGCAAUUUUGGGAGGGGGUGCGCGUUUUCGGGGUGGGAUGCGCGUUUUUGAGGGGGAAGUGCGCGUUUUUGGGAAACGCAUGAUUUUGGAAGUUCAUCGCGUUUUUUUAAAAAAAUAUUAAUUUUUUUAAAACUUCAUAAAUCAUUUUCUGGGCCUUCCCAUAAGAUAUUGGGCGUGAAUUGGACUGCGCGAUUUUUGGGAGAGGGUGCGCGAUUCUGAGGGUGACGCGCGAUUUUAAAAUGAAGCUCACGAUUUAGAGAUUUGACCGCGUUUAUAAAAGUACCGAUUUUUUUUUACUACGUUAGGAAUCGUUGUCUGACCCACCUCACAAGAUUUUUGCAGUUAAUUGGAGUGCGCGAUGUUGGGGGAGGGUACGCGAUUUUGAGAGGAAAGUGCGCGAUUUUUAGGAUAAAGCGCACCAUUUUUAAUCAGCCCGAAAAGUUCAGACACAAAUCAGAAACGCAGCUUUUGGCAACGAAAUGAUUGCUCCCCUAUGUUUCAUACUUGCAUGUACACUUGUCCGCGAGAUUUUUGAAGACAUUGUGAGUUUUGAAUCAAUAUUUCUUGUAACAUCACUGUUUCAUGACUUUAGAUUCGCCGGAUACGAGACCGGAAAGUCAAUCGGCAAUUCGUCUACGCGCACACCGACCAAGGAUGGCAGGAGACUUUUUGGAGCUCGGUAGGUGGAGGAUUCGAACCUGGGACCUUUUGAGCGGUAGGAAAAAGUCUUGCCAGUUGAGCAAUGCUUUUGAAAGGCUCGCACUAAAUUUUUAUGACCUUUAGUGCUCUAAAAAGGUUAAAGAAAUAAUGGCAAAACAGUGGCCGUUCUGGAGCGGAGUCGAACCCUUGACCUUCUGAGCAGUACCUGAAAAAAAGUAAGGCGUCUCGCCAGUUGAGCAUGAACUAUACAUCACUUUAAGAAAGCUAGAAAAAGGGCAAAAAACAUAGCCGUUCCGAAGCGGAGCCGAACCCUCGACCUUCUGAGCCACACCAAAUUUUCCAGCUCCACGUCGGCCAAAUCAUCCAAGUCAAGUCUGGAGAACAACUUCCGGCCGAUUUGCUCAUUUUGGCGACUUCCGAACCGGGGAAUAUUGCUUACAUUGACACGGCUAAUUUAGACGGCGAGAGCAAUCUCAAGGUAGUAUGAGCAAAUCUGAGGAAUUCUGAGAAGUUUGCUAGGUCCGCCAAGCGGUCGUCGACAUGGAGCAUCUUAUCGAUGAAGCCACGUUGGAGGUUGCAGAUUUUUUCGGAGAGUAUUUUUUAUUAAUUUUAGACCUUCUGGAACUCGAGUACCUCGAUCCAUUGUGACGCUCCGAAUCGUCAGAUUCACGAAUGUGACGGCUACAUCGAAACUGGCAGCGAUAGCACUACGUCCAGCGGCAAGAGUGGCAAAGGCGAGAACUUUCUUAUGAACUGUAGAUUGGUAAAGAGCGAAAGCCGUUUCUGGUCGGGCGCGAAUUGAGCCAUACUCAUUGAGCUUUGAAGUCAUCAUUAAGUCGUUAAAACAGAAUAAAUGUUGCGAAAACUGGACCUUGUUGCCCAACCUAAAUAGAUUCCAGCGGCAAGAGUGGCAAAGACGAGAACUUUCUGUCCAUCUUAUAAGCUGGAGAUUGGGAAAGAGCGCAAGCCGUUUUUGGUCGGGCGCGCAUCAAGCAACUCGAUUGCGUAAACUGGGUGUUUCAAACCUUGCCCGACCUAAAACACUUCCACGGAAACAGUGGCAAAGACGAGAACUUCCUGUCGUUCUUCUGAACCAAAGAUUGCGAAAAAGCGCAAGCCGUUUCGGGUCGGGCGCGCGUUGAGCCUCUCUAACUCUCUCUAUGGAACUAAGGUUUUCAACAGAUAAAACUCAUAAUUAAAAUCGUUAUUCCAAUCUCAAUGAUAGUAGAUUUAUUGCGAUUUAAAGGGGCGGGACUUCUGCGUGACCCUCUCGUUUCGACGGGCAAUUUCCACGUUUCUCUGACCUCACCGGUGAGGGAACAGAGAGACGCAGACAGUCGAGAGCACGGUUUAAGACUAACCUGAUAAUGAUCAAAUUUUCUUCUAACCUUCAAAAUCUUGGGCUGAAAAAGUGGGGUACUAGGAAAACUAGGACUUGAUCUGAGCUCGAAUAAUUGAUUUUUUGCACGAAUUUUUAGAUUUUUUUUUGUCGAUUCGAAUAGUGGGUCGUUAAAACAGAAAAUUAUGGCGAAAAACUGGGCCUUCCAAAGCUUGCCCGACCGAAAACGGCUUGCGCGCAAGAGCAUCAUUUGCGAACCUUACAAAAAACUAAAAAAAAAGAGAAAUAUGACCAAUUUUCAGCUACUCCUGACCGAAGCAUGGUCGCCCAAAAACCUUCGAAAACUAUUGAGUUUUGUGCGUUUUUUCCAGAGAUUUAUUGUAUUUUUGUGGCUUUUUUCAGCUAUCAACAACAUGUUGUUGAGAGGAUCCAGGUUGAAAAAUACGAAACACGUGUACGGCGUGGUGAUUUACACGGGUAAAGACACGAAACUCAGCAAGAAUAAUACGAAAAAGUCGCCGAAACGGUGAGCUUCUCCCACUUGUCCCAAACGGGUGUACCCGAAUCGAUCCCGUAGGGCUAUUUUCGUCCCAGUUGUGCGAAAAGAGGGAAACUAAGAUAUGUUUAUUCCGAGAAUCUGAGACCCAACUGAGCUAAAAAAGGGCAUCAGCUGUAGAGAUGCUGUGAUUACAAGGGCUUAAUACGGGCAGACCCGCAUCAGAGUUACACGGGUAGACCCGAUUUAUCAUUACACGGGCAGACUCGAUCUGUUGUUAAUACGGGCAGACCCGUUAUAUCGUUACACGGACAGACCCGCUCUAUUGUUAAUAUGGGCAGACCCGCUUUAUCGUUAUUACGGGCAGACCCGUUUUAUCGGCAAUAAGGGCAGACCCGAUUCAUAGUUAACGGAUAGACCCGGUUUACAGUUACACAGGCAGACCCGCUUUAUCGGUAAUACGGGCAGACCCGCUUCAUCUUUACAUGGGUUGACCCGCUUUAUCGUUAAUACGGGCAGACCCGCUUCAUCGGUUAUGAGGGCAGACCCUUUUUAUAAUUAUACGGGCAGACCCGAUUCAUCCGUUAUGAGGGCAGACCCUUUUUAUAUUUAUACGGGCAGACCCGAUUUAUCGAUACACGGGCAAAUCCGCUUCAUCGUUACACGGGCAGACCCGAUUUAUCGUUACAUAAGCUUAAUACGGGCGGACCCACUUUACUUCCAAUUCACCGCAUUAUUGGAAAAGUAGUCUUCAUUUUUCGAAAAAAAAGGCUAACGGUCAUUUUUCGCAAAAAAUUUCCUGUACAAUUGAUAUAUUAUACUGACAGAAUUCUUGAAACGAAUUUUGAAAAGAAAAAAUUUUCAAUCGUUUCGAGUCCUUUUUUCAGCUUGUUUGAGCCCUAAAAGUCAAAUCAAACCCUUCUACUCAGAUCAACAAUGUCCGACAUUGUCAACUGGGUGAUGGUGACGCAAUUCGGGAUUUUGAUCAUUUUGUGCGCCGUGAAUGCGCUCGUCUCCCGACUCUAUCCGGCCAUGGCGUUCAUCGACUUUGCUUUUGCGGGAAACCACGCACAGCGUAGGUUUUUGGAUGGAAAAAUGGUCGAAAAGCGUGGAUUUAUGAAGAAAAGUUGCUCUGUUGGUUGUUCAAAGUAUCAGGAAGAUUUUUAAAUGAAAAGGAAGCUUAGAAAUUUAUUGGAAAACUCGCUCCGUAUGCUUGCAUUUAGAUUGGCUGCGCAUCAACUUUAAACCUUAAGCUUGUUUUUUGAUUGAUAGAGGUAGAAAAUAGUAUUAAAAAAAGUUCUGCUCCGUAUCUCCAGUAAUUUAACUGCGCAUCAACUGGAUCUUCCGAUUUCAGUCGACCUCUACACGCAAUUCAGUCACAGCUUGAUCAUGUUUUCUGGUUUCGUGCCGAUUUCCUUGUACGUCACGAUUGAAGUCGUCGAAGUUCUUCAAGGGAUCUUUAUCAAUUGGGUAAUCAAUUCUGAAAAAUUAUAAAUUAAUUAGUGUAUAACUAAGGACCUCGAAAUGAAAAACGAAAAAGGAAAAGGCGUGGAGGUGAAAAUGUUCUCGUUGAACUCGGAUUUGGGAAAAGUUUUAUACUUCUUUUUUUCCAAGAAAUACUGUUAUUUAAAGAUUAAAUACAUAAUGUCGGAUAAGACGGGUACACUCACUCAGAAUUCGAUGCAUUUUCGAAUGUGCUCUGUUGGAGGUUAGCUUUCUGAAAAGAAGAUCGAACACAUAUCAAUUUCAAGGCCUGAAAUACGCGAAUAGGAAAUCGAAACGAAAAGAUAAAUUCUCCCCGAGAAAAUUGCUCGCUCACAUGACGCCUAACAAUAAAUAUGGAUUGGUUCGCUUUGUAUAACAAAUCUGAAAAAAAAUUCCAAUUUCCAGCAUAAUGUUCAAGUUAGAAAUUUUUUGACUGCUUGUGCCGUAUGUCACACUGUCACACCGGAACACAGCGAGACCGAGAGUUCGGUUCGGCCGAUUUUCCACGCAACUUCUCCAGGUUUCUGAACAAGAAACCGAAAAAAAGGAAAAUUCAAAAAUCUUGAAUUCGAAAACGCAAGCACCAAGUUUGCGCCAAUUGUCCUUGAUUGACGCAAAUAUGGUGUCACAAAUUUUUAUUUGUCGUUUUUUUCCGAUUUUUCUUGAUUUUUUGGUUUUCCUUCUUUUUUUAACGUUUUUUUUUCAGAUGAGUUGGCGUUGGUCAAUUUUGCGGCUGAUGCAAACUUUAUUUUCGUUUCGCGGUCUCCAAAAAAAUUGACAGUCGAUGUGGUAAUUUUUUUAUUUUUUGGGAUGUAUUAAUUCAUUCUAUGUUGCCUCACAAGAAGAGCAAGAGGAUUUCUAAAAAAACACUAUACGAGAGUGAAUUUUGGUCCAUUUUUCCAUUUACAAAUUAAUUUUAGAACAUUUUUUCCAUCAAAGUUGUAUUUUUGCUUUAGAAUUGAUCUAUCAACUUUUUAUUUAAUCUUGAAGAUUUCCCACCAAUUGAGUUGAAAGCUAAUUUUUCAGGCUGGAGUCGAAGAAACCUACGAGAUGCGUUGUUUGAUGGAAUUCAACUCGGAUCGGAAAAGAAUGUCGGUUUUGGUCGUGGCUCCCGAUGGCCAAAUUAAGCUUUUCUGCAAGGGCGCCGUAAGAUUGAUUAUUGAUUUUUUGAAUUUGGUUGAAUUGAUUUAGGAUCAUAUAAUCUUCUCGAGGCUUGGCGAGACCCCGGCAAAAGUUUUGAGGAAAACUCAAGCUCAUCUUCAAUCUUUUGCCGUUAAUGGUAGUUUUUUGAUUUUGUGUGUUCAAUUUUUGACUUGCAAGUCUAUUUUUGGUUUGAAAAGGGUGUGAUUAGACUCUUUUUUUUUCUCUGUAAGAUCAGCUAAUGAGCGAUGACAAAGAAAAAUUCAAAAAAAAUGGCGCAAACCUGCCGUGGGAUUGAACUCUUGACUUUUAUUCUCAUACCAGCCUUCUAACCACUACUCCAUAAUGACGACGAACACUGCUCAAUUUUGGUCUUCAACCUAUAGUUAAUAGUUUAUUGAGGAAAAAGCUGUCAGAAGCAGCAAAAACAUGUAUGAGGUUCGAACCCUUGACCUUUUGCUUCUCAUAUCAGCCUCCUAACCACUGCUCCAUCCUCAGGCUACCGAACCCUAUGUUUCGCUGGUCGAACAUUGAGUAAAGAACAAUAUGAGGAAUUCGAAACUCGGUUCGAAACUUCGAAAACUUCCUGCGACCGCAAAGCCAUUCUCGCCAACCUCUUUGACGAUUAUGAGAGGGUGGGUUUUUUGACACGAAGGGAAAUGAUCUGACUUGUCUGCGCUCUCUUUUCUCUAACUUUUGAAAGCUUGGGCCAGCCACAUUUGUGUCCACUAGUUUGAAUCAUUGAAGGCUUACAAAGAAGCCUAGAAAAAUGGUCCCGAAAAAAUAGCAAGGAUAGGAGUCCAGAGAAAGUGUGCUCUAUGGAUAAUCGAAUUUUUUUGGAUUUUUUCAGAUUAUUCUGGACCCUAGUUCAGUGCGGUUUAUCAGUGUGGAGAGUGAAAAAGUGAAUAGGAAAAAGACAUUGUUGGGAUAAGGUUUUCGAAAAAUUUUCUGAAAUUUGUUAGUGGAAAUAAAAUUAUAGAUGAAGAUAUUAUAUCGCGCGGCCGUUUCGCCAAACCUACACAUUUUUUUCAAAAACUGAAGCUAUUUUUCCACGAAAAUUAGUCAUACACCAAAAAAAGUAUCUAAAAGUCAGUCUCAGGAUCUCGAGCUCUAUGGAGUCUCAGCCAUCGAGGACAAGCUACAAGACCAGGCCCCCAGGACCAUUUCCAAAAUGUUGGAAGCCGGUAUCCGCGUUUGGGUUUUGACUGGCGACAAGUUGGAGACGGCCAUUAAUAUUGGUGAUUUUUUGUGGAAAUUGAGGAAAUUUCCGUGUGUUCAAAAAUAGUUCAGAAGCUUAUAAAGUAUCCUUGAGAUUUUCAAAGUUUUUCAGACAUUUUUUGAAACUUCUAGGUUUCCAAAAAAAUUACCGAAUGCUUCAAACAUCACUAAGCGGCCUCUUUCCUAAAACUUUUAGAAAUGCUCCUUUUCAAGCUCCAUUUUUGGCGUUAUAGAGGCAGGAUGCAGAGCGCUCUAUAGAUAGUCAAAUGACAGGAAUUUUUAAAGGAACAUAGAAGGUUUCCAUUAGGUUCUCGAGACGAAGAGCCUUUUCAGUAUCAUUUUGGCGUUUUUAAGAGUUUUCUAGGAGAUUUCAAGUUCUGAAGUCAAUUUCAAGACAAAAAAGGUAGUUUUUAAGGAAAUUCCUGCAAAUUGAUUGAUAUUCGAGCCCCUAUGCUUGUCCUGAACGCGACGACUCGGCAAGAAACGGAGAAACAAAUGGGUUUUUGUCCUCUUUUUAAGAAAAUGAUUCCGAAAUUUGAUUUUAGAAGAGUACAUUGCAAAAAUGGGAGAACGGCUGAAAAAUCGCGAACAGCAAAUUUCGAUGAUUGUUGAUGCGACGGUGAUUUAUUUUCUUGUUGUAAAAAAAAGAGGAAAAUGCAAUCAAACUCGGUACGUGAAGGGGACGCGCCCCGGACGUUUCUGGCCAUUUCUAGGGAUCACUUAGGAGUAUCGACGUUUUUGAGAAGCUCUAGGGAUCACUUAAGCGUACUGACUUUUCUGAACAGCUCUAGGGAUCCCUUAAGAGUAUCGACGUUUCAGAGAAGCUCUAGGGGUCACUUAAGAGUAUCGACGUUUCAGAGAAGCUCUAGGGGUCACUUAAGAGUAUUGACGUGGUUGAGAAGCUCUAGGGAUGACUUAAGCGUACUGACGUUUCUAAAAAGCUCUAGGGACCACUUAAGAGAACUGACGUUUCUGAGCGGCUCUAGGAUCACUUGAGAGUAUUCACAUUUCUGAGCGAUUCUAGGGAUCACUUAAGAGUACUGACGUUUCUGAGAAGCUCUAGGGGUCACUUAAGAGUAUUCACAUUUCUGAGCGAUUCUGGGGAUCACUUAAGAGUACUAUCGUUUCUAAGAAGCUCUAGGGAUGAUUUUAGACUACUGACGUUUCUGGGCGUCUCUAGGGAUCAUUUAAGAGUACUGCCGUUUCUGAGCAAUUCUAGGGGUCACUUAAGAGUACUUAACCCGCUAAAGGUAUCACUUGAAAUGCUCGGAAACGUUCGGCGCGCGUCCGGAAAAAAAAAGAAACAAAGGAAGCUUUGAAGCUCUAAUUGGCUGUGGAGCGCUUUUAAAUAAUCAAUUGUCACACUAAUUUUUUUUUUUUGCCUUUUCUUCCUUUCUAUUACGAUAAUUCAGACGUUGGAUUUCGUCUUGGAAGAUGACGAUUUGUGUAUCACAUUCCUUCAAUUGGCCCUAUGUUGCUCAUCCGUCAUUUGCUGCCGAUGUACCCCACUUCAAAAGGUUUUUAUUUUGGGCGUUUUUCGUUCAAAAUUGAAAAACAACCGAUUUUUUAGGCGACUGUAACUCGCAUGGUUCGCGAUAACGUUUCUGGUAGUGUUCUGGCGAUUGGUGAUGGCGCAAAUGACGUUCCGAUGAUUCAGGUUGGUUGGCCUAGUGGCUAAAUGCCUGGUUUGAGGAUCAGAAGGUGGUUGGAUUGGAUCCUUAGGAUGACAAUUUUUGAUUCCGUGAACUGGGAAAAAUUCAAGUGUCCUUCAGGGGCGCAAAAGAGGUCCCUUUAGUCUACCUAUAAGGUAUUUUUCCCUAUAAGAGUCACUACAGCCAAUAAAUAUAAACAUUUUUAUUUAUGGGUUCUGGUUCAACCCCUCUACUUGCUUUUGCCGUCUUCUGGUUUUUUGUUCGAAGGCUUCAAUGGAAAACUAUCUGUAGGCUCAAUUUUUAUCCUUGUUUUUGUCAUUUUCAAAAGUUUUUUAACCACCGAAGUUUGUAAAAAGGUGAAAAAUCCGAUUUUAAGUUUGAAAGAACUCACGGCCUAUAGCUCUUUGAUUCGAUUCCUCAUCCCGCUUUUGCCAUUUCCAGGAAGCCCAAAUUGGAGUCGCGAUUGCGGGCAAAGAAGGUAUGCAAGCCGCUCUCGCAGCCGAUUACGUUGUUUCUCAGGUACCCCGGUAAUCUCUGCUAAAAUGAGCAAUGCGUUGCAGUUCAAACAUCUGGAAAGGUUACUCCUCGUUCACGGAACUCUUUCCGUGUUCAGAACGUCGAAAACCGUCAUGUUCUGUCUAUAUAAGAACAUCCUGGAAACUUUUAUGAUGGUGAACUUUUUCAGAGUGUAUCUUUGGGGUCUGCAGUUCAUUUGAAUUUUUUUAGGGUACCAGAAUUUCGGGAUUAGGGUAGAGAUUUUGAAAGUAGAUCUAAAACUGAAAAAAGUAGUUUUUUUUUCUAUAAACUAACUGAGAGAUUUUCAAAGGCUUGUAGAUGGUUUAAAAAUUUUCGAAGCUCUUUUGAAGUGAUUAGAAGAUUCAUUAAAGGGUUUUGGAAUGUUUUUCAUAUUUUGUAAGAGUUUAAAAGUUUUUCUGAGAGUCUACAGAGAUGCUGGAAAGCCUAUAAAUUAUUUUGAAAUUUUCUUAGGAUUCUUGGAAUUUUUUGGAAGGAAUUUUGAAGAGUUAUGAAGCGCCAGGUAGUGUUCGAAACAUGUUGAGUUUUUUUUUAGUUCUUUUUUAGGCUUUUUUCAGUUUUUUCUUUUUUUUUCUAUGAAGUCUCGAAGCUGUUCAAUCAGUCUGAUGUAAAUAAAAACGUUUUCUUCAAUUUUUUUUUCAGACCUAAAAAAGGUUUUUUUCUAGACAAUUUCAAACGCUUUUAUUAACUGAAUUUUGAAAGUUUCCUUAGGCCCUCUUUUGCUACUACAACGGUCGGAGCAGCCAAAUGAUGGGCGAUCCGUGGAUGUCGAUUUUUUACAAUGUCUGCUUCACAAGGUCGGAUACUCAGUCAAGAACUAGUGACGUCAAUUUUUCAAGUUGGUGCUCACUGAUGCUCGGAAUCGCCGACCGCCCUGCCACCACCAGUUUCCUAGUCAAAUAUCCGAGAGUCUACACAGCUUAUCAGAACCAUAUCAACGUACCGGUGAGUUUGGCCGAGUGGUUAAGAGCCUUAAAUACCACUAAAAGCUAGUUGGUUCGAGUCCACUUGAGGUUUUUUGCAGAUUCAAUCUCUUUGGCUGUUCAGCGGCAUUUGUAAUGGCUUCACGACGUUCUACAUCACGAGAAUGACUUUUAGCGAAUGUUUUGAAUUUUUUGGGAAGAAGUUGAAAAUUCAUCUUCUAGCUUCACUGUUGAUGGAUGGCCGAGAAUUGUCGAUUUACGUUUUUGGCUACUUGAUUUAUUUCUCCACCCUCAGUGUCGCGAACUUCAAGGCGCUUCUGGAGACGACGUCAAUUACAAUGGUUCGGAAAUGAUAUUAGAGUUGGGACAAGAAAUACGUGUUGAGAUUUCGUUUUAGAAUUGUUCCAUGCGCCUUUAAUUUUUGUUUAUAUUUUGACUAAUUCUUGGAGAAUUUUUUUUAAUAUGAUUCUCUAUCAUUAGCCACUGGUUGAAGCUUUUUUCUGGAUUUUGGACGGGCAUACACGGGAUAGUCUCGAGGGGACCUGGAAAAUGGGAGGGGACUUGUCAAAAAAACGAGUAAAAAAUAUUCAGGGUGCGUGCUGGACAGCGCUAGUCUGAUCUUAUGAAAAAAAUCAAAAUUUCAUUUUUUUAAAGGGGGACUUGGCUGUUGCCAGUAAUGCUCAUUCCAUGUAUGCUGACGGUUCGAAGGUGAUUUUAUAUUUGAGAAAAAUGGCUACUUCUUAGAAGCUUUUUUUACUCGCGUAAUUGAAGGUUUUUUCCCAAGAAAUUGUCAUUAAUUUGGUUUCCAAUUUAAAAAGUUUGAACGCGUUGCGGCUCGCGUCGCGGCUCAAGUUAGAGAAACUUCAACUUGAACUUUUAAUCUGGAAAAUCUUCUUUAAAACCGCUUUGCGUUAUUCCAGUGCAACUAUAGUUUAACGAGCUACUGAAAUUACCAGCUUCAUUCAAAAAUUCUCUGAGAAGCAUGAAAAUUUGCAAAAAGUCAAUUAAAAACGAAAAACGGUCCUUUUCCUGUCCCGAAAAUUGGCCUUUCUCGUCAUUUUUUACUUCCAUUUGCAGCUCUCCGUGAUCGCAGCCGCCAUCGCUUUCACAUUUUUCGUCGUCGUUUUAUUCUUCCAAUCGUUUUUCCAACGCUACUUCGCCGUCUUUCAUGUGGCAAAUGUAUCGUUCUUAUCCUUGGGAUCAAGCUCAUAAUUCUACAGGAAAAUGAAGGGAUCAUCUUCGAGCUGCCGUACAUUUAUAUGUGCCUUCUGUUCUUGAUGUGCGUGGUUGCUUCGUUACUCCCGGACUUGACGUUUCAUUUGUGAGUUCUUAAAAGUGUUUCUUAAAAAAAAAUUUAAAUAAAAGAUUUUUGUUGGAAAAAUGUAUGAGGGGUGGAUUUAUAGAAAGUUGGCUAAAUUGAUAGAAAAAUGAGCUUAAAAAGCCUCAAAGAACUGUAAAGUUCAGAGAUUGAUCUGUGCUCCAAUUUUCAAAAAAUAUGCUAAGUUUUUUCCUGGUCCUUUUUUUUCCUAGGAAACUUUUGAACGGAUAGGUAUAGGAAAAAAAAUCAGAAAAUACAAAUUUCUCACCGACUACUUAUCAAUAGAGCUUCUGUAGCUUUUUUUUCAUAGCUCGAUUUUUUUUCCGGAUAAUUUAAGCCUUGAGUCUGUUAAAACAGCCUUUUUUUCCAUUAUUUUAAAGCCAAAAAUUCUUACAUGGUUCAAAAUAACCUUAAAAACGAGCCCUCGCCCGAAAUUUUGAUCAAAUUCUCAAGUGUUUCUUAAAAAAAUUUUUAAAAAAAGAUUUUUUUGAUCGAAAUGAUUUCAUUUUUUUCGCGUUAAUAAUCAUUUAUACGGUAAUAAACACAGGUUCACCUCAAUCUUCAAAGCGGACGUCAGACAGCAGAUCCAAUGGUCGGCCGGCAUCCGCGGACCCAACCUACACAAGCUCUACCAGCCGAUUUAUAAGAUUUGCGACGUCGUCGGCAUCCGCGUCAAUCUGGAGACUGGAAAACGUUUUCAUUCCUUUUUCCUUUUUUCUUGGUCACAGUAAAAUUGAGAUGCAGUUUUUCACGGUAAAUUAGGAUCAAAAAGAGCUGAGAAAAUGUGGAAUUUAAAAGAAAGGAGUUGAAAUUUGAAUUUUAUAACGUUUUGGCUGAUUUGGCGCCAAUGUUGACUAAUAAUACCAGAAGUAGAGUUCCGAGAAGAAGGUUUCAAAUUUGACAGCGCCCAAAUAAGUCAGAAUUUUCUACUCUGGUAAUGGUUGGGAAGCUUCUGCUUCCGGUUUCUCGGAAAUCGUUUGAAAGCUUUCCAGCAAGUGGUCGAACGCCUUAAUAAUGAUUUAUUUCAUUCACAAAAUUCUUCCACAUAGCUUCCCAACGCCUUCUACUCAGAAAAAGCCUGCCGGAAGCCUUCCAGAAGCUUUUCAGCAGGGUUCUGAAUGCCUUCUGGCAGGUAUAACCAACUAACUUCCGAACGCCUUCUCAAGGCUUUCUUAAGACCUUCUAGCUUCCAUACACCUUCCAACCUCUAGCUGGUUACCUUCCCAACACCUUCUUAGGAUUUGUCUGAACUUUGAAAAAUCGUAUACUUUUUUCAAAAAUUGAUCCGUUUUGGGUAUCAACACAGCCUGCUUCUAACAUCAAAUCGGCUGACUUUAACAAUUUUGAGCGUUUUUAACUGUUUUUGAAGAUCGUUUUUGGAAUUUUUGAGCGCGUUUUCAGAAUCAGAGUUUCGAACUGCGCUUAUUCAACUAAUUUGUAGCGUUUUUUACCUCCCGGUUGAACUUUUGACCCAACUGCACACUUCUAAAGCUUGAAAUAGCGCUUUUUCUCAUAUUUUGCGUAUUCUACGGGCUUUGAAGCUUCAACUCGAAAAAAAAGAUUUACCGCAAUAAUAUUUUUUAUCUUGUUCUCCAAAAAAGAAGUCCUAAAGUACAAUCAAAAGUUCAACCGAGAGGUAAAACGUUCCCUAGUAAGUCUCCUUCAAAUAUAUACAGAGCUGAGACCAGUCCCUUUCAAGCUUUUAUUGCAACCGACUUCAGACGGUUUCGCUUUUGCGCAAGACGACGGCAAAGCGGUCACCCAGCAGCAGAUCAUUGACCAUUGCAAGGAGACGACUGAGGUCAGGAUCCGAGUCUGAAUUUUUCAGAGAAAUGGAGUUUCAGCAGCCCAAGCAUUCGAGGUCCGACAAAACUGUCGAGUCAUCGACUAGAUCUGAUCAACAGAGAAGUCCGCCUGAAAAUUCAAACGUUUCCGGUGCAACUGAUGGGGUGAGUUGACGUCAUUUGGGAUGUUUUGUGACGUCAUGAACUUAUAAAAAAAAUAAAAUGACGUCAUGAACGAAAGAAUUCUAUGGAGCUUUUUCAAAAUUUCGAAAAUAAAUAGACUUUCAAAGUUUCUUUUUUCAUGAAGUUUGAAGGCUUUGAGGAGUUCUAUGAGAUUUUUGAAAAGUUUGCUUUCAUCAGCAAUUUACUUUGAAGUGAUAUGAUCAAUCGGAUGACGUCAUUUUUUUUUUUUUUUGAAGAAGUCACAAAUGGGACAAAUGUCAACAACUUCGAUGACUGGAAAGGAAAGCACUACAAAGGCCAAUACGUCGAAGUCGAAUCUGGAGUCUAUUCAGGAGACGGACGUCGUCUUGUGA
Molecule: messenger RNA, 13876 nt
Organism: Caenorhabditis auriculariae
Lineage: Eukaryota; Metazoa; Nematoda; Chromadorea; Rhabditida; Rhabditidae
Source: the annotation of a GenBank genome assembly